Camarhynchus parvulus is the source of this 9484-nucleotide messenger RNA. It is a transcript of the gene MIPOL1, whose product is annotated as mirror-image polydactyly 1. The transcript is spliced from 12 exons. Bases 2630 to 3979 code for a protein of 449 amino acids. The record is from RefSeq and is a predicted model, not a curated record. Lineage: Eukaryota; Metazoa; Chordata; Aves; Passeriformes; Thraupidae.
UUAUUAUUUUAUAAUAGAUUCUUAAUCCCUUGUCUGUGAAGUGUUGAUGUUUUCAUUAGAGUUAAAAUAUGUUGCAUGUGUACAGAAAGCCUGAAAUCUCAGUAUGUGGUUCUAUCAAUUUUAAUUAUUUGAAUCAUUAGAACAGCUAAUUUUUUGCUUAAGGGUACACCAAUGUACCAUUGAAUCUGUUUUUUAAGGUUUUUUCCAGUUUAAUGUCUGAAUCCAAAUUCAUAAAGAGUUGGAAAAAUGAGAUGUCUGAGCUAUAGGAUUCACAGGGAUUUUAUAUGAAGCCUAUUUAAUCAGGAUAACACUGUUAUUAAUAUUCAUAAAGUCAGCUGGAACACAAAUGACAGACUAUGGAGCCUAAAUUUUUUUACUUGUGAAUUUAUUAAAAGCAGCUUAAAAAAUUAAUGGAAUUUAAGUAAAGUUGACGAAAAUGAAAAUCUUAUGUUAGCAGAAAAAAUCUAUAUUAGAACUUUGUCUAAGACCAUCUUGCAUUGAUAUCUUUGACAGAUUUCAUUGGUACUUAAAGAAGAAAGAUGCAUGAAUGGUCAUUUAAAAGGAUUUAAACACAUUGGCACAUUAAUUUUUACAUGAAUAAUAAGUAGUUUCCAAAAGCAAUUAACUUACAGUGUACAAGAUUGGAAUAGAAAAAUAGGACUGUGACAUCAAAGGGCAAAGCAAAUGUGCACUACAUUUUAAACUUUAAAUAAUAUGGCUUCUUAAAAUAAUUUUUUUCUUUUCCAUGGUAAGUAAAGUAACACCAAAGGUAUUUGUGUACCGCUUGGGUUUGCUUUGAAAUACACCAAGAUUUGGAAAAAUAAAUAUAUUUAUGCCAGAGUGCUUUCCAAGAUUUGGAAAAAUAAAUGUAUUUAUGCCAGAGUGCUGUUGGUAAAGAACAAUUUUAAGGCUUUCACAUUGAGCAAAUGCUUCCGAAUCAGCUUUCCUACAGUUUCUCUGUGUGGAAAACAGAUACAUACUGACCACAGUGUGUGGUUUUUCUUCCAUGCUGCUCUAUGCAGCAUUUAGAAGCAUUUCUUGUUUCUGUAGAUGGCAAAACAGUUAGGUCUGAGAGUUCUUUCAUUAUUCUACUUAACUAUUAAUUUUAUGUGACUGUUGCAUUUUAUAUUCAACUGAUAGGGACAUCUUCUUUUUUAUUUUCACUUUCUUUCAUGGUGUCCUAGUAGUUUUACACUAGCACAAGGUGGAUGAAUAAAUAGUGAAUAAGGAAAUUAGAUUUCAGAUUACCUCUAGCAUUUGGGUUAUGGUCUCAUUUUGUAUUUUCAGUUUUGUCUCAGUCUGCCAAUACACUUUAUUUUAAUAUCCAGCUUUAAUUUCUUCUCAUUAUGACACAGAUUGAUUAUUAGCAGAUUGUCUUCAAAUGAAAGUAAGGAUUUAUAGUAAUUGUAUUCAAUUUUUCUGAUUAUUCCUUGUGUGAAAACCUUAAUGGCCACUUCUGAUCAUUUUUGAAUUGCUGACUUUUAACACUCACUGAAUAAUGAUGGUUCAAUAGUUUUGGUUCUAAAAAUGGUUUAUGUUCAAGGUACCUUCUGUAAAGGUACAUCUUGAAGGACAAGUAAGUGUUAUGCACAAGUCAGCUACCUAUUGCAGCAUUUGUGUUCAGAGCAACCAAUUUAAGUACUUAGUGUCUGGAAUAUUUUGUUGUUCUGUAUCCUAACUUUUUUUUUUUAAUUAUGAGGAAAUUAAUUGGCACGCCCUAGGAAGCCCUAAAAAUCUUUCCUUUUUACUUUGAUCCAUAGGUGACCUUAAUCUGAUAUCAACCAUUUUUAUUUUCUCUAUUAAAAUUUUAAACCAGAAAAUUCCUAUUAGUUAACAGAACCUUUUUCACCUGUGAAGACAAGGUCUGUAAAAUGGGCCUCUUGACUUCAGUCAUAAAUUUUUCCUGUGCCAAUUGUCUAUUAUUUCCAGGAGAGGGCAGCAUUUUCCUAUAUCAGGUACAGAAAGGCACAUGCCCCGCUUAGACUGUCAAUGUUUCUUGUAAUUACUCCCAGUAUAUUUGUUGCUUGCUUAUGAAUUAACUUGCAUUUAUGGAACUAAAUCAUUCCAAUCAUUUAAUUACACCUGAGGAGCUGAACUAUAAUUGCUUGCUUCCAGCUAGGAUCUGAUAUGGCUUGAGCAGUAUUAAUUUGGUGUUUACUUUUCUGAGUGCUAAAAGCAUUAAAAUGAUUGUGCAAUGGGAUUACAUUUUACUAAUUGCUGGCAUUCAUUAGCUGGGUAAAUGGCGAGGAAGAAUGACUGUAUAUUGUGGAGGGAUAAAAUUAUGGUUUUAAAUAGUAUAUUACUAGACACAUUAAGGCCCUAAGACAUGUUUUAAAAUACUCCAGAGGUUAUUAAAUACCAUAUUUUCUUCAUGUCUUCCUAUAUGAAUAUCUUAUUAAAAUACUGCAAUUAUUAUGAACCUUUUUGUGCAAUAUGUAGGGAAAUGGCUUCAUUGACAGAAACCUAUUUCUUGAUAUUAAUAACCCUCUAUAUUUUCAGCUAAUCCAAAAGUAAAUGAGGAACUUAGGAAAAGAUUGCCAACUUCAAAUCAACACAGUUACACAGAAUUGAAGAAGAAGCGUACAGCUUCAUUUGAGGGAUUCUUUUAAGGGACUCAGUGUUCUGCAAUAUGAGCUCUGAAACCUUCAAGCAAAAGCUGGACUCAGUGCCAGAUCAAACAAGUUCAGAGGAACAAAUGGAGAACUGGUCAAAAGAAACACACAUCUUGGAUCAGAGAAAAGAAGACUUUUGUGCUGAACUUCAGUUUUAUAAGAAUUCUCAAAAACGCACAGAAUUUUUUAUCCAGGCAGAAACCGAAGCACCGAAACUUUCAGAUUUGCGAGUAACCAGUCAAAGAGGAGGAAUCCUACCUGACUGUAAUUCUGGUUCUGAAGGAUCAAGCAGUGUAGAAAGAAAGAAUAGCAGGAUGCUCCCUGAAUUUAUAUUGUCAUGGAAUGAUGCUGAAGAUUUAGGUGGAAGAACAGAAACUGCAUUCCUCUUAAAAGAAUUGGACACUCUGAGGGCCAAAAAUAAAAAGCUUCAAGAUAAGCUGGCUGAAAAGGACAAGGAGCUGAAGACAAUGAAACUGGACUUAGAAUUGCAAGACAGAGCUACAGAAGCUAAGAUUGCAGAAAGGAUUGCAGCUCUGGUGGAAGAAGUUUAUUCUGCUCAACGGGAACAUGAUGAGGCUGUCAUGGCAAGGCUUAGGUUAGCCAAUGAAGAGAGAGAUGAAGCAUUUCUGCAAGUACAGCGUUUAGAAGAGUCUCUCAAAGAGCUAGAAAAUAUUAACCCUGAAGAAAAUGACAUGACAUUACAGGAAUUACUGAACAGAAUAAACAAUGCAGACACAGGGAUAGAUAUACUGAAGAAUGGAGCUAUAAUUCUGAACCGAAUACACAGGACCAAAGAACGUAAAAAGAAAAUAAUAGCUGAGGAAAUGAAUGCAGUAAUAGAGCAACGGGAUGCUGCUUUAUCUCAAUGCAAACGGCUGGAGCAGGAGCUUCAUCAUCUGAAAGAGCAGAACCAGACUUCAGCAAACAACACGAGACAUAUGACUGCUGAAAACAAUCAAGAACGUGCUCUGAAGGCAGAAUUGAUAGCUUUGCAACAAGAAAAGGAAGCUGCUCUUCAACAGUGCAAAAAACUAGAAGAAGAAAUCCAAACAUUGCGUGUUUAUUACAGGUUAUACAAGUCUUUGUCUGAAGGAUUGAGUCUGAAGAACCAGCCUAGCUGUGCUUUCAGUACUUCUGAAGGUGGGCUGCAGGGAAGGGAGGAUGUUGUGACCAUAACCUAUGGCCAGAUUGAAGAGCUGGCAGCUCAGCUGCAGCAGACUCGAUCCGAGCAAAAGGACACUGAGCUGAAGCUCCAGAGAGCCCUGGAGGCUUCACAGGAGGCUAAUGAAAAAGUUCAAAAGUUGGAAAGGCUGGUGGACGUCCUGAGGAAGAAGGUUGGAGCAGGGACCAUUAGGACCGUGAUCUGAUUGAAAGCUGUAGUCUAAGGAAGCUUUCACAUCUGGUGACCAGGCUGCUUCAUUCAGCACUGUGUAAACACUGAAGCCUUAACUUAGCAAACAGUUGUUAGAAGUGGGACACUCCAGCGACAUUCCAAGCUGAGAUAAAAUCAAAUCAUAAAUGUUUAACUACUUUGCUGCUGAGCUCUGUGAUUUGUUAAAAUGUUUCACUGCAAACAUGUGUUUGUUUCUAACCAAAUGCAUUGUGGCACAGUGUAUUGUGAAAAAUUAUGUAGAUGCUUAUUUUAAGUCUGUCCUCUCCAUGUUAGAUUAUAGUCUGCUGCAAGGCACAGAAUUUUUAAAUACUGCAGGCUUCAGGUUGAAAAUGCUGCAAAGCAGUUUCAAGAUUUAAAUCCCUUGUUUUAUUUGUGAGGCUCCAAAUAGUCCAGUAUUUGUAUGUUAAAUAUAUUAAUUGAUAAAGUAAGUUGACAUUCAAGAAAUUUCUCUGGCUGGUAUAGUGGAUAUUUUUUCCUCCUUACUCAUAGCCCGUUGAAUUGCAGGUAGUAACUGUGGCUACAUCAAAGGGCAGGAUAAAUGUAUACCUUUAUACAACAGUUGAAUAGCUUCUGCUAGUACAUGGCAUUUUCAGUGUACAUUAAAAAGAAAUUUACAUGUAGGUUUCACUGGAAGCACAGCUAAAAAAAUUGCAACAUGAAAGCCUUGUAACAUUGUACAGUAUCUCAGACACUGGAGAAAGUUUCCUGUGUUGUUUUUAGUCACUCCUCUGUCCUUUUAAAUGAGGGAAAAGCUCUCAGAUUUCAGAAAACACCUUCUAAAUUAAAAAUUCACCUUUUCAGUGUUUGUCUCUUCUCAUCCCAUUCCUACAAGACUCUGAUUGCCCUGCAGUGCAGGAGUACCAUCCAGGUUGGGUUUGACGCUAAACUGUCAAUCCUCAGCUUUUUGUACUCAUGAAGUGCCCUAGGACUAAAAGGCUGAAGCAUAGAAUCAUACAGGGAGGGGAGAAACUGAGGGCUGAGGAGGAAAAUUUGGGGUACACAGACAUUAUAGACUCUAAGAUACAUUACAGUUGAACUUAGAGUUAUGUUUGUGACCCAACUAUCUCCCUGUAUGAAUAGUCAGGCCAGUACUCAUAUAAUCCUGCUCAAGAAAGCAGCUGUGAUCUCUGAGAACCCCAAAUGCAAUAAAGAAUCUCAGCAACCAGCUGGGCUUUAGUGUCUCCUCAGGACCAGCCAACUCAGGCAAGGUGGAUGUAGCUCCUGAGGCUUCCACUUGUCUGCUUUGCUUUGUGUUUAAUGUUGUUACAUGGUUUUACCUCUUAAUGCUUGCUUGUUCAGAUGUUGUGAUAGUGCGGUCUAUCUGGUGAAAAUGAAAUUUUGGUGUAGAGAGAAACAUUUUAAUGUGUUUUUUCUUUCAAACACUUAAAUGUUAAACCUUUUUCAACUGCAGACCUAAGCCCCGCCUAGUUUCAGUUGACCAAACCUAACCUCUAGCAGGGAGAUAAGUAGCAUCUCUCCAAGCCACAUUUACCCAAGUCACUUCUAGAAACUUCUGAAGUGCUCCUUUUUGACCUUUGGUCAAUCCUAAGAUAGCCAGUGAGUCUGGAGCCUCUCCCCCACACCUAUUCAGUGGGAAGAAAUUUUAAUGCUUCCAAACCAGAGGAUUGCCACCCCCCAGAUUCCAGCCCCUUCACCAUCUCCCAGGUGCUGCUGUUCAGCUCUUUGGGUGACUCAACAGCUCCUUGUCCUACUGUCCUCACUGAGCUUUGUGCACAAAGUGGAUGACAAGGUCUCCUGAGCAGUCAGUGCUAUUGAACCAUUUCUGCUGAAAGGAGGUAGUGAGGAAGAAAAAAAGACAAAAAUGUAAGGACUACCAUGCCGUGCUAGACCAAAGCCCAAGGACUGCCUUUGACAAUAACAAGUAGAAGAUGCCUAGGAAAGGGUAAAAAGUCAGGCCAGCUCUAGUGGCCACUCUCCCAACUGGUGUCCCAGCAGUUUGUUAGUUAAAGGCUUUCUAAGCCAGAGGGUGGUGUCUUUGUAUUUAGCAGCAUUUUUUCAUGAGCUGUUUUUAAAUCCAUUAAAAUUGUUUGUAUCUACUUGUUCCUUUCACAAGGUCUUACGCAGUUAAUGAUGCAUUGAGUGAAAAAAUACUUCCUUUUCUCUUAUGAACCAACUCUAUUCAUUUGCUAUCAUCUAGUUUUUGUAUGAGAGAAAUGGUGAGGAACCAUUCCCUGUUCAUAUUUCCAUGCCCCAUGCCAUUUUACAUAUUUGGCAUCACUUCCCCCACUCUCUCUUUUCCAGAGAGAAUCCCUAGUCUCAUUUAAAGGAUCUGUCCCAUGUUUUUAAUUGGCCUUGUCAUACUAAUCUGGUUUUUUUUCCAGCUCUGCAGUGUUUUUACCAAGGUGCAACGUGUUUUGUGCCUAGCGUUCAAGAUAUAGACAAAAUGUGACUUUAAUUGUUGUCAUAAUGAUGUUGUCUGUUUUAUCUCUAUGCUGUUUGUAACCAUUUUUAGUAUUGGACUUGCUUUAUGACAGAUUAUUUAUUGGUAUUCAUAUUUCUGUAGCAAAAUGACUACUCUAGAUCUCCUUCCUCAGUUGUAAUGUUCAGCUCAGAGUUCAUUGUAGCCUGUAUAAAGACAGAACUCUUUUGUGAAUAACACAGCAUUUAUGGGUACUGAAUGUCACCUGUUGUUUUAGCAUUCCCUACUGACCAUGAGCUCUUAUUCCAUCUCUUCUCACAGCUCCUCUUUAAUAUUCACAGUAGCAAAGUAUCAGCAGCAUCUCCAAGCUGAAUAUGGUGAUAUGAAAUACUGCCAUCUCCAAAUUAGCCCCCUCUUCAAGGUGAUUUCUUAGUUAAGUUAAACAUGGCCUCUGGGACAAAGAUCCCUGUAAGGCAAUAAGGUAGCUUUUCCUUCACUGUGAGAAUGAAACAUUUUUUCUUAAACAUUGUUUUUAUUUAACUUUGAAGUACUUAUUUUUCAGUGUAAAAGUAUUAGUUACUGCUUGGCAACUUUUAUGAGGAAGUUGUUUGCUAUUUGGAAAAUGCAAGUUUACUAAAUCAGGGCUUGUGCUCCAUGCAUGAAUGUGCUGAGUUCCUCCUUCCCCUUGGAGUGUCAAGAGCUCCUCACCUUUCCCCAAGUAUUUCUGUGUCCAAGUGAAUAAUCUUGUGAAUGCAGGCUUCCUACAGCCAGACUGUUUGACAUCCAGCCUCGUGUCCAUUGGCUUUGUUUGGGAAAGUAGGAUGGGCCAUGCAAAAGCCAUCUAGCAGGCUUGAUGUCAGAUACAUCUGAUCGCAGGUAAUACUUGAUUCGGUAAAAUUAAGUUAUAGUUUUGCUCCAUAAUUUUCUUUUUGACACAUUGUACCUGAGGUGAAAAAAUAGUUCCUGACUCUGUCUUUUGUCUUGCACCAAGCAGCCUGGAAUUCAGUGAUAAUUUAAGUUAGGGUGUUUUGUCAUAAAUUACAAAUUUGGAUACAUGUGUUUUAUUUGUAGUUUAAUCAGAUGUGUUGAUUUUUAAAAUUCAGCUGGAAAUAUUUUUAUUCUUUUUAAAGGACCAUGGGAAAUUUGCUAUGUUGAGAGUAGAAAGAUUCAAAACCAAUUGAGUUCUCCCUCUUCCUUGCUAACCGCCUGGUGUGUGGUCUUUGGCAAAUUCCUUAGUGACUGUCGUUAAAGGCAUACAGUCCCUGAAGAGGUUCCUGGGCUCCUCCAGGGUGUUUGCAAAAGUAUCUAUGUGGUUAAUGUCAAAACACUUUCACUUCUUCACCUGCUGAAGUGAGCAGCAUAGAUCACAUAGGUCUGGUAGGAGAGGCCCAGCCUUUAGUGCCCUCAGCAGAACUUCUGGUCUUGUUGAGCCCAGCCUAACUUUAAGCCUCUCAGUGUAAUGAGGGCAGGAAAUCUGCUCUGGUCAGUAGAAAGAGGUGAUAACGACAACAUGGGUCAAUGGGCUUAUCAUAUGGUUUAUUCAUUGAGAACUGAUUGAUGCCUGUGCAGAGCUCUGAAAGUGAAAAGAAGCCUGCUCCCAUACAACAGACAAAUGCAGUUGUCACUUCUAUCCUAAUAUAUGUGAGAAAGAUGGGAUUGCAUCCAAUUAUGUACCAGGAGUAGCAAUUCAUUUCCCUCCUGAUGGAAAAACAGUUCAUGAUAAAAGGUGGCUCACCAUAGGUGCAUCUUAUGGUGACAGCUGUAAUUACUGGUCAAAUUAGGGUCCCUGCUGUCUUGAAUAGAAUAGAGAUAUUCAGAAAUGUUCUUCCCCUGUGAGAUUUUGUGUCUUUCUCUUGAUGAUCCUGCAGCACGUUAUGCAUUGGGAGCCAUUUCUGGUAUAUGCCAGGGUAAAAUAUGUAAAUAGCAUCAUGUUGGCUCAGGAUAAGAGCAUUAUUAAUGCUUUUCAGCACUGUAAUUAUAUUCCUAGUAAGCCUUCCCUAAGCCCUUACUAAUUAACAAUAUUGUGACAAAUCAACUUUAACAGAAAAGAACUGUGGACCUUUAGUCUUUUAGUACUAUUUUUCAUGCAACCCACAGCUGAAAACUGGUGGCAUGGCUUUCUGUACUUGUGUUGAGAAAACUGCUGAUACUGAAAAGUUUAAAGCCAGCUCAGUCUUGUUAGUGGAGUCCUAUAGCUGAAUUCUGGUUUGUUCCUCUUUAAAUACAUUAAUGGCAAAGUAUAAUUCAUUAGUUAAUCAUUAAUGUUAAGGAAUAUUAAAACUGUUUUUAUAAAUAAGCUAUCAUAUUGAAAUGGUUUGGUGAUGUCAGUAUGUUGUCAUAUGCAUGUUUAUUUAUUUGUUUAUUCCAAAUCAGGAACAUUUUACAAAACUGACUUUAUAUAUAGUCUUACCAGGUGUUGUAACAUCUUUAUUCCAUGUACACAAAUGAACUUACCAUGUAAAUGUCAGGAUUUCUCUGUGCCUUUAUUUCUUUCAAUUAGAAUAAGGCUGUUGGUUUUAUUGAGUUUUCUUCUUCUUCACUUCUGCUGCUGAAGAUUUUGCUCCCAUGCAAGAAUCAGCUGCAAGGCACAUGAAAUCAGUGCUGGGCAGUUUCCCUUGCUGCGAUCACAGUGUUUCAUGGGCUGACUCUUAUCACUGUAACAUUUCACAUCGGGGCUGCACAACUGGACUUUCUCUGUUUGUUCUUCUCAUGCAUUGGUAAAUAAAAUGUAUUCACAAGCUCAAAAAGACAAAGUAGUGUUCUCAUAUUUGGUCGAUUAUAAGUCAGCUGUUGAGCUUCAGUGUUCUAAACAUUUCAUUCUUCAGUUUUGUUGGGAGCCCACGUGUUCUGGGAGGCUUUUAAACAAAUACUUGAAAUGGUUGAAAGAUUUACAUUGCCAGUGCCUAGCUAAAUAUGUAGUCUUUAGAAAAGACAUGGUUUAUUUUGGCACCAUUUGACAAACUGAAAUAUUUUAAACAUUUGUUAAGUUUGAGCUUGCACAUUUGAACUAAAAGUUUGCAUUCCAAAAUUGCAUCUCAGGUUACCUGUCUCUCUCUCUUUUGUAUUUUAUAAUCCCUUUAUUAAAAUAGUCUACAAAAG